CCAGAACAUUGAUAACAGCUAAGUCAGAUAAAGUCCUAAACAGCCAUGGAUUACCUUUAUUUUAUUUUGGUGGUUCUGGUGUUCCUGAAAGUGUUGUUCUGGAUAUUUUACUUUUAUGCACGCUCUCAGCGCCUUAGAGCAAGGAGGACUACCCAGCAUAACUUUUUUGUUGUUGAAAGAACAAGACACAUUGCAACUGGUGUCACUCAUGACCAAGCAGGGAUAAUACAGAAUGAACACCCUCAGGCCUACACAAACCCACCUGGACCCCAAAACUUUCCCCAGCCACCGUCCUACAAUGAAUGUGUGAGCCAGCCACAGACAGAAUCCAAACCACCGUCAUAUGAGCAAGUGAUUCAAGGUCAAGGUUCAACAAACCUUACAACUCCAUAUGCAGCUCCACCCACUGUCAUUACAUCCGGUCAGAAUGAAGUACCCUCACCGAAUCCUAUGUAUGGCUACAACCAGUAACAGCGAAUGCUUCAUUAUACUUUGUCCCUGUCUUCUGUUCUUGCUUCUCAAACACGAUGAUAAGAUGUGUAUGUAUUCAUGGACUUUCACUCAAUAGGGUAUAUGAUAAAAUAAUGCUAGCUUCACUAAUGGCUGUAAAACAGCGCUGUAGAUAUACAAGUCAUAACAGUGCUUUGUCUUAGCUGAGAAAAGAUGUACAAGGUAAUAGCUUGACUAGACGGUGUUAUCUGGACCAGAUAUAGAUAUAUGUAGAGGAUUCUAGUUCACAGGGACCUCACCAUUAACACUAUUCUAUAACACUGAACUAUCUUAGAUCUCUUUACUCAGAUUAUCUCAUCUUAUUGUUUCAUAUUUACUUAUUUUUGAAACCAUUAAUUAAAGUUUAUUCACAAAGUGUUAUAUAAAAAUGUGGGAUAUCAGAUAUCUGUGUCAGUUAUCGGCCUAUGAUUGUCAGGUGUAUUCUAAAUCUGUGAUAUUGUGUUUGGCUGUAUCUGACGUAUUCAUAUACAUUGUAUAUCACAUUGAAACUAUAGGAGUCAUUGUCAAAGAAUGUUUGCAAAUAAGGUAUUCAUUCAAGAAAUAUUGAAACCUAUUUGUUUUGAUGUGAGUCAUGUAUCACUCAAUUUGCAAUUCUUGAUGUCAUUUUGAAUUUGAAAUUUGAAUAGGGCAUAUAUUUCAACAAAAACAUUUAAGGUACAUAGGAUGCAUUUCUUUUAUCACUGGUCAGUAGACUGAAAUAUAAUAGUUAAAAACAUUGUUCAUAUCAUGUAAAUAGUGAAAUUGUAUACAAAGAAAUUGAAAGAUGACAAAACUUGUAUGGCAUGAAACAGAAAAACUUUAAAUAUCAUGUAUUUUUAGGAUCUAUAUAUUUUAAUAACAGAUGAUACAAUUCUAUUUGAAUGAUAGUGGGCAAGGCACAAAUCAUGAAAGGAAGAUGCUAAUAAUAGGCUAUAGGUAAUUUAAUCAUGGAUUAGAAUCUCAAAUACAUCACUUGUUAAUGCGGAGUACUAAGGAGUUGUAAGGAAGGUGUACACUGGUGCUUUGGAUAAUCAGUAUGUGAAUGUCCAUCUUACUUUAGGUCAUAGUACACAGUUGCUUUUUUGAAACAAACUUUGAAUGUCUUGCCAGACUGUUAAGGAUUUCCUUCAUAAUCACAUCAAAACUUCGAAUGUCUUGCCAGACUGUUAAAGAUUUCCUUCAUAAUCACAUUUGAAUAACAAGAAAACAAUAGUUGUUGAGAAUUGUUCUUAAAGGAUGAUAAAAGUACAAAUAGUUGUAAUGAAGGAGUUUUUAAUACAAUAUUUACUGAUAUGGUAAAAACAAAUCUCUAUUUUGCUAAAUAGUCAAUUUCAGCAAUCAUUUGGUUGAACAAAUGCCUGAAAGUUAAACAAAAGAUGCAUCAUUUUCAAGUUUGUUAUCCCAUGUCAUGUCACAUUUAACUUUUUGAAGGUAUGACUUGUUUGAAUUUUGGGAAAGUGACUCAAAAACAUUAAUGUUACCAUCAAAAGAGAUAAUAUAUAUUCUGUCAAAUUAGAAAAAAUAAUUAUAUAGAUCGGGUACAUUUCACUCAUUUUCAUGGGAAACAUUGCUAUCUUGUUGGCAAAGGUCUGUAUGAUUUAUUCUCUGUUAUCUUACAGCGAUUAUAUUUGAUAUUGAUAUGUAGCUAUUGAAUGUUCAUAUGUAACGGAAGCUAAUGUUACAACAACGAAAACUGUCAUCCAUUAAUGAUUUACAGUCGGAAGUAAAACAAGUAUUUCCAGCUGUAAAUUUACCUCAUAAUUAUGGUGGGAUUUUUUCACAGAGGUUUGUAGUAUCACACUUCAUCUCAUCCUCAACAAUUAACAGUCUUACCUAUGUACACAGUAUGUGCUGACGAUGUAAAAUGUCUGUUGUUAUCUAAUGUUACCUUACCAUAUAUACAUCUAAUUAUUUAGAAUCUUGGAAUAUUACAUUUAUUAUGGUCAUAAAUGUGUACGAAAUCCAUACAACUUUCAUUGAUAAACUGUGUCUGAAAAGUCUAUUCUCAGAUCAUUGAUUAUGAAUUUUGUAGUUCAGAAUCAUGUAUAUCAUUGAUAUGCUGAAAUUUCAAUAUUAAAAUAAUGUCUCACUUUACCAUUCAUAAACCACAUUAUUCACUAUGUAUAGUUUGUAUUCACUGGUAUAAAAUCAGUGUAGGAAACAUUUCAAUGUUCUUCAGAAAAUUUAUUCAUAUUUAUUCUAUUAAGUAACGGUAAAUGAACAGAGAUAUAACCAUAUACCUUAUAAAGUACAUCACUUUUGUGAAAGAAAUUAGUCAUAUUUUUGGAACAUAUUUUAACCGGAUUUGCAAGUGGUAUGAAUGGAUUUUAAUUCAAACAUUGAUAAAACUGUGUUUUUGGUGCUUUAUAGGAAGAAUAAACAAAAGUAGGAUUAUGUUGUGUAGAAGUAAAUAAUCUAUCGACUUAUAAGUAAACUGUAACAACAAGCUGGUUAGUUACCUUGUACGACAAGAAAAUACAUGUAUAUAUCCAUGCACAUGCAUAUACACCAUAUUGCGAAUGCAUGCAAGUUAGUAUUAAGCAUUUAUGCAAAACCAUAAUGAAAUUGCACAUGAAAAAGUACCAGUAAGUUGUUAAAAGUCAUUGCAAGUGCAGAAGUCAGUUGAAUUGAUUUUCUAUAAAAUAUAUCUGAUUUUCAGAAGUUAACUAUUAUAAAAACAAACAGAAUAAAAUAUAUUGAGGAUUUCUUAUACUUUCCCAUUUAAAAUCUUAUAUAUGUUUCCGAAGUAUGUGAGAUUAUCUUGUUGUGAAAAAAUUAGGGAUAUUAUGUAGUAUGAGUGGAAUAUAUAUGAUAUUAAAUGGGAAACCAUUGAAUUUUCUUUCCAUAACAUUUUUAAAAGAAAAUUUAAUAAAAAAGCAACAAAAAGUUUGGGAAAUAUUAGUGCACUCUUUGAUGUAAAAUAUUUUGAUGUUACACUUGACAUCAAGGUGACAGCAUUUUGAAUAGGUUGCUUUACGUUGUGUUCUACUAUUUUAUCUGGUAAGAGUUGUUGUUUUUAUAUACCAAAAUAAGGAAAACGAAAAAUGAUCAGGGAAUUGUUUGAUGGAACAACAACUUAUUUAACCUCUAUUUUUGUCCGAACUAUCAAAUUAGUGAAAUUCAUUUCAGUGACUAGAACAAGCGCCACAAUGUUUGCUCAAAACUGCGAAAGUUUUAUCAUCACUAUAAAUGUUAUUUUAUCACUGCAGUAAUGAUGUAGACUUUUAUGGAAAAGAACUACAUUAUGUGUAUGUCAAAUGAAUUAACAUAAUCAUACUAACUCCAAACAAGUGCAAAAUACAUGUUGUAAAAUGCAACAGCUGACCCUGUGGGCGGUGCUACUCCUCUGUCAGUGUGAGUUGACCAGUAUGAUACUACUUUAGCCCAUAUUGGCUUCAGUGUAGAAUCCAAUGUAACAAUUGGUAUAAUUGAUAAAUUUAUGAAGGUGUUUUUCACUGUAAUGUACAGUAUAGAUUUGGUCUGUGAUGCCUACUCUUUGCUAUGUGUUUAUGGUAUCAGUGAUAUUUAUUGCAUCAAACAUCACUGUAUACUUUUAUUACGGUCGUUACAUGGACUCUCUACUGUGGUUAGUCAUUGUUUUAUUAAUUGACAAAUAAUUUCAAAAUAGA
Ylistrum balloti is the source of this 4118-nucleotide messenger RNA. RefSeq lists its product as uncharacterized. The transcript has 4 exons. Lineage: Eukaryota; Metazoa; Mollusca; Bivalvia; Pectinida; Pectinidae. Bases 46 to 471 code for a protein of 141 amino acids. The record is from RefSeq and is a predicted model, not a curated record.